Ciona intestinalis (vase tunicate) is the source of this 955-nucleotide messenger RNA. RefSeq names its product glutaredoxin-2, mitochondrial-like. Gene Ontology annotation, molecular function: glutathione disulfide oxidoreductase activity. Lineage: Eukaryota; Metazoa; Chordata; Ascidiacea; Phlebobranchia; Cionidae. The record is from RefSeq and is a predicted model, not a curated record. Gene Ontology annotation, biological process: cellular response to oxidative stress. Gene Ontology annotation, cellular component: cytoplasm.
UCAUUCUGACAUAGCAUAAAACUAAAGUUACGUAGUUGUUUCUUUAUGCAUUGUGGUCUUUAUAGGUGUAAGGGUUAGCUUGUACUAUACAUAAGCUCUCAGAUAAAUACAUAUAGCGUCACUGACAAGUGAAAUAUGGGAAGUCAAGAAUCUUUGAAGAAAGCUCGUACACUGAUUGAAUCGGAAAUCUCCAAGAACAAAGUUCAAGUGUUUUCCAAAACUUAUUGCCCAUAUUGCAAGAUGGCGAAGGAUGCACUGAAAGCUGCUGGCAUUGACUACAAUGUAAUGGAGCUGGACAACCGUAGUGAUGGUUCAGCAAUCCAAGAUGUUUUAAAAGAAAUGACGGGAGCCAGAUCUGUUCCAAGAGUUUUUAUCAAUGGGAAGUGUAUUGGAGGUGGUUCAGAAACAAAAGCAUUGCAAGUACAAGGCAAGCUGGUCCAGAUGGUCAAUGCAAGUUAAACUGUGGGUGAAUUACCAAUUUCCAAACUUCUUGAACAGUUUGUUUCUUUUUAUAAAUGUAGAUAACCAAAGGGAUACUGGUACAGCAAAUCAUGAAUUUAUUAUCUUCAAUAAUAAAACACAAAUCCAUUAAUUUUAUCUCACGUUUCAUAGACUAAAUACUCUUUUUUAGUAAAUUUCAUCAAUAUUUUUAAACAGUUCUACCUUUACCUUAUAAAUUUAGUUAUCUUUUUACUAAAUAGGAUCAAGUAUUUUAGCCUCCAAAAUCUGUAAAGGUGGCUGUACACAGUAUCCGGAAUUCGUCCGUUUUGUCCGGAUUUUGCUGCCGCAUGCAGAACUUGGUAAUGAGUUUGCAUACGACUUUGAAAGCAAAUUCGUAUGUUGGAUACUGUGUACAUCCACCUUUAGUGCAUUAAAAUAUUCCAUCCAAUAUAAGUUUCGUAGUUGCAUGUAUGUUUGUAGUUAAUACUGGAAUAAAAAGUAUUGGACAAUCGGA